Messenger RNA from Amoebophrya sp. A120, 408 nucleotides. The record is from the annotation of a GenBank genome assembly. NCBI's taxonomy places the organism in Eukaryota, Dinophyceae, Syndiniales, Amoebophryaceae.
UGCGACUUUGAAAGACGAGCUACUACGCGAGAAGAGAAGGCGGCUGAGCUCCGGCGGGAAAAGUUUGCAGCGCUUCUUGGGGGGCGCUGAAGAACAGCGAAAUCACACUCACACGACGACGAAUUCCUCGUCUAGGGGAUACAACACACACGAUCAGCUUCUAUCCGGAGGUCGUGGAGCUGGUGCACCAGCUGUCACGGCCAGUACUGCCGCCAUGAGCCGGAGUAAAGUCGGGGUGCCGAGCUACCACCACACGGGUACAAAUGGUGCGAGCACGAGGACCCCCACUACAGCCGGAGUUCAUCUGGAGCAUCAAACUAGUACUGGCAAUAGUACAAUUACGUCUAAUAAACCCGCGAACCUGCGACCGCUGACUAGUCGGCCCGCCGGCGGUGCUGGACAUCCGGG